Messenger RNA from Aureobasidium subglaciale EXF-2481, 2040 nucleotides. RefSeq lists its product as uncharacterized. The coding region runs from base 169 to 1938 and encodes 589 amino acids. Gene Ontology annotation, molecular function: cobalt ion binding; cobalt ion transmembrane transporter activity; magnesium ion binding. The record is from RefSeq and is a predicted model, not a curated record. NCBI's taxonomy places the organism in Eukaryota, Fungi, Ascomycota, Dothideomycetes, Dothideales, Saccotheciaceae. The transcript is spliced from 3 exons.
CGCUUUGGCACCCCGUGAAUUAAACCAAGCCUCACAUGCAUCCCAGGCUGUUGCGGCGAAGCAAAUUAUCAUUGAUUCACCUGGUGUCGGCUGGCUUCGUCAUGUCGCAGCCGGUCUGAGGAGUCAGUCGUAAAGGAACAUGGACCUCUUGACUCGAGGCAGAUAAGAAUGGCCAACAAGAUACACUACGAUUUCACAGACACUUUGCCCGGUAUGGAGCGCUCAGAUUCGGCCCACACGAAUUCGAAGAAGCCCAAAUCAGAAGCCUCAGCCUAUGAACCUCUACCUGAUCAUGCAACCGGAUUCCGUAACAUGGAUCUACCUGAUGUACUUGAAGACUCGGUUCAGCAGCUUUGCACUCCAACAUCUCGGAACUUCAUUGUAGACUUUGGUGAUGAGGAAGCAUGGGUGUCCUUCGAUCAACCAGCUGAGACAAUCCGUUCCUUGCUCGACACACCACGUUCGUCCACCCUUCAUACUCGAUGGAUCAACAUCUGGUAUCCUUUCCAUCAACGGCCUCUUCUUGAGCUACUGGCACAACAGUACGACUUCUCGCCGAGAUUGCUGGCACUGAUGAGCUCCGACCCGAAACGUGUGAGACAGUAUCCUUCUCAGCCUCUCAAUGUUGAACAGAAGAAUGAGGCAAUCCUGCGACGCUCGUUCGAAGACAUCGAGAAAGGAUUGUCAUCGACUCCGCCACCUGCUACGGACACUAGCUCACUCUCUAGUUGCAAUCCUGCACGCACUGGAAACUUGUACGACAUUGUCGAUGGUGUGUGGCACUACACAUCUCUGGACCAAGGCCGCAGCUACCUAUGUCUGGGCUUCAACAGUUUGUAUAACGUGCAUGCUGUCGAAACCGGAUGCGGUGUCUCGGAGGAAAGUACUGGAACCAAAGACGCACCUCUGCCUCACAUCAAGCGAGUCUGGACAUGGCUUCUCAUCUGCGCAGACAAGACUGUCAUCAGCAUCAAUGAGGAUCUCUACCCAUACUGCGAAGGUCGACUGUCACACCCUCAGCAGCUGGUCAUGAUGGAAACACGUCGCAAUCUGAUCAACGUCUUCCGCUCACUGUCCAAGGUUGAGGACAGCAGAGAAGCAAACCCACUCGUACUCCUACCCAUCAGGAGACGACUCGGUGACACCAAAGAAGAGACGGCACAUCGUGACAAGGACGCACCUGGUCUGCUGUUCUACUACCUGUUCGAGAACUGGUUUAAUAGCUACUCUCUCAUCACGCGUAGAGAGAGCAGAUACGGUAUGGAGUUGGAGAAGCUUCAAAAGGAAAUGUUCUCAGCACCAAAGCUCCACCACAUCGAUCUGUUGCAUGGUAUUGGCAACGAGCUCGGAGCACUCAAACGCCACUACAAGAGCUACAUCAGACUUGUCGAUCGAGUGACCGAGCCACAGUCAAGCACCUUGGCAUCGAGAACAGGAUCUCGCGUCCCGAGCAAAGCAAGCCAGGAGACCUUUGACAAAGUCGCCCAUCAAGGAGCACAAUCAUUGAUGGGUAUUGGUCUGACCAGCGCGGCCAUUGUCCGCUUCGAGCGACUCCGAGAUAUGAUCAGUUUGUACGCGCUGGCCGAGUGCAAGGAUUACCUGCAUCAGAAGGAUGGAUUAGUGCAGAUGAACUUCCAGCUUGUGGCCAUGUCGCAGUCUGCCGGAGUGGAUCGCCUUACUAGGGUUGCUUUGCUCAUCAGUAAAGCAACCAUCUUGUUCCUCCCGCUGACCUUCCUUACCGAAUAUGUCUCUGCGGAUCUCGGAGUGACGUACUCGGUCAAGACCUACUGGAUCGCGUUUACUGUCGUGCUUACUCUGAGCUGGAUCCUGUUGAUGGGCUUUGGUGUGUUGAGUGGUACAAUGGAGAGCUGGAGCCUGUUUCCAAAGUUGAAGGCGGCCUGGUCCAAAGUCAAGAACUGGAAGAGGAAGAAUGAUUGAGAAGAGGAGGAGGAGGAGGAGGAGGAGGAGGAGGAUGUGGAUGAUGGCGAUGAUUGGGUGAUUGUGAAAGAUAUGGCUGAGAAACAACAAUUGCAUGAUACA